CCCCCCUCUGUCUCUGUCUCUGUCUCUCUCUCCCCUUCACUCCUUUCCUGGCUUACCCAUCUCUCUUCACUCCACCGGUCACUCUGCAGGCCCACCAUGCAGCGGCUGGUCGCGCUUUUGCUCUGCUUGACUGCGUUUCUAAGUGCCUCCUCUGAAGGUGCAAGCAAAGGCCCAAGACUGGAUGAUGGACGGCUCUACAGAUUCCGUUAUGGGGUGGAGCUCGGGCUGAACCACCCCAAAGGAACGGCCAAAGGAAGCGCUGGAUUCCAAUUCUCCAGCGAUGUGGACAUCAGCCUGGCCUGGAGGAACCCGGAGAACCAGGAUGACCAAUUGCUUCGAGUCCAGAUCUCCAAUUUUCAGAUCCAGAAUGUGGCCCAACGUUCGCGCAAGAACAACAUCUUCCACGACACCACGACAGAGAGCAUUCUGGGUAGAGAGAAGCUGGAGGCUUUGCAGAGACCCUUCAUGCUGCUCUGGAGAAUGGGCAAGGUGAGGAACCUCUAUACCCACAAGGCAGAGCCUAUGACUGUCAAGAACCUGAAGAGGGGCGUGGCCAGUAUGCUAAUGAUGCAGCUGAAUUCUGGAAAGAUGAUAGAGGCUGAUGCUUCAGGGAAGUGUCUGGUUGAGUAUAAGGCCACUAAAGACCAGGUGGUCCGCACCAAGCGCAUGGACAGCUGCAAAAACCAGGAGAUAGGAUUCACAACGCACAGCCAGGUUUUGGGUGUGAGUGAGAAGUCUACCUCAGUAACAGUCAUCACUCUGCAAGAUGGCUUUAUCAAAUCUGCAGUUGCCGAGGAAACGCACGUCCUGUCCACCAAUGCUCAUCAGACAACUGCCGCCAAAAUCCUGUCCAGGCAAUCUCUGUUUCUACUGGAAGUGGCUUCAGGCCCAGUGGAGGCUGCUGGAAAAGACGCAGUCAGCGUGGUGAAGAGUCUGGACCCAAAAUUCUUCUCAGUGGGGGUUAUCUCAGAGAAGGGAAAGAGCCAGUGUAAAGGAUGCCCUUCACUGAUGGACACAUGGAAAGCUAUUCGUGGUCAGUUGGAGCCCAAGUCUUUGUCGAAAUCAUCUGCUCCCCGCAGCUUCCUGACCCUGAUCCAGCAGCUCCGCAAGGCCAGCAAAGCCGAAAUCCUUAAGGUGCUCCGCAACUGCAGCAAGACAGCACUCCCUCAGCUGGUGGACGCGGUGACCUCUGCCCAGACAGCCUCGUCUCUGUCGGCCAUGCUGGAGUUCCUGGACUUCAGCAAAGCGGACGGAAUGAUGCUGCAAGAGCGAUUCCUCUACGCCUGCGGCUUUGCUUCGCACCCUACGGAGAGCAUGCUACAGGCCCUGUUGGACAUCUCGAAGGGAAAGAUCGGCAGUAACGACAUUAAGGAGUCUGUCGUGAUCAUCAUGGGAGCUUUGGUCCAAAAACUCUGUCGGAAAGGAGGAUGCGACCUGCCGACGGUCAUCGCGGUGAAGGAGCAGCUCCUGGCUGGGCCUGACAGCACGCAGGACGAGGCAGAGGUGCAGAUGUACCUGCUGGCCCUGAAGAACUCUCUCCUUCCCGAGGCCAUCCCACUGCUGGCCAGGUACGCUGAGUCUGAAACUGGAGCGUUCAGCACCAUCGCCAUCACUGCACUGCAGAGAUAUGACCCUCUACUCAUCACAUCCGAGGUGAGGCAGGCGCUGAACCGUGUGUAUCAUCAGAACCGUCGUGUAUAUGAAAAGAAUGUGCGUGCGGCAGCAGCCGAUGUCAUCCUGAGCAGCAGCCCGUCCUACAUGGAGGUGAGGAACCUGCUGCUUUCCAUCGGCCACCUGCCACACGAGAUGAACAAGUACAUGCUGUCCAAAGUGCAGGACAUCAUGCGUUUUGAAAUGCCCGCCAGUAAACUGGUACAGAAAGCCAUGGAGGACAUGAUGAUUCACAACUACGACCGUUUCUCAAAGCUGGGAUCCUCCUCUGCCUACUCUGGUUUCAUGACACGGGGCGGUGAUGUCGUUUCUACCUACAGCUUGGACAUCCUGUACUCAGGCUCCGGCAUCAUGAGGAGGAGCAUCAUGAACAUUUUCGGCCAGAGCAACGGCGCCCUCCUGCACGGCCUGCAGGUGGCUAUUGAGGCACAGGGUUUGGAGUCUCUAAUUGCUGCCACACCUGAUGAGGGUGAGGAGGACCUGGAGUCAUUCGCUGGAAUGUCAGCACUUCUUAUGGACGUGCAGCUUCGCCCUGUGACCUUCUUCAAGGGCUACAGCGACCUGAUGUCCAAAAUGUUCUCCAUGUCCGGGGACCCCAUUAAUGUGGUCAAGGGACUCAUCCUGCUUACUGACCAUUCACAGGUGAUCCCUCUGCAAUCUGGUCUGCGGGCCGCUGUGGAGUUCCAAGGCGGUUUGGGCAUCGAUAUCUCUGGAGGAAUGGAGUUCAGCCUUUGGUACAGAGAAUCAAAGACUAGCGUCAACAACAGGGGCGCUCUGGUGGUUGUGGGUAACGUGACAGUGGAUGCCGAUUUCCUGAGUGUGAGUUUAGAGGUGAGCUUUGACAUGGAGGCGGCGCUGGACUUCAUCACCACCGUACAGUUCUCCAACUACCCCUUCCUCGUCUGCAUGCAGAUGGACAAAACCACCUUCCCCUUCAGGGAGUCGGUAUCUAAAGUGGAGAAGCUAGCCUCUGGAGAGCCUUUCACCUGGCAGAGGAGCAGAGAGCAGCUAGUGCCGGGUUCCGAAUUCCCUCUGCACCAGGAGAACUCCAACAUGUGCAAGAAAGUGUUUGAUAGCAGCUGGUAGACCUAGAACAGAUGUAAAAUGCUGCACUAGGCUGGAUUGGAUUGGCUAAAUGCCUUAGCAUGUGUCCUUUUUGCACAAGUACUUUGACUUUUUGAAGAAAAAAAAUGGCCUUUUUUGUAUGUUAACCUGAGUUUCCCUGCUGGAAAAACCAGAAUAGAACAGCGAAAGCAGUGAUGCUGGUAUGCUGGUCAGCAGCAGUGGAAGCUGGUGUGCUUAUCAACAGCAAAACCUGCACAUGUCUGUGCUCUGGAUGCUGGUAUGCUGGUCAACCAAGAUUACCUUGCUGGGUGACCAGCUAAACCAGCACUAGAUCAGAAUGAACAAGCUUAAACCAGCAUAGAAUCCCUGCUGUGCUGGUCUUUUCAGCAGGGGUGCUAAAAUCGUUGGCAGGCUAAACUUUGAGGUGAGCUUCUAAGAUCUUUAUCUCUGGAGGUCUUAAGCCCAACCUCCCUUUGUGUUGUAUUUUCCUAUCAAGUGCCCAAAAGUGACAGCACACAGGAUGCUAACAUUGCUAAACGUGAGUAAAAACUAAAGCUUUGAGAAAGCCAGCAGCUAGCAUGACCUCAUUUGCGCCAUGCUAACCCACUCUGCUAGCUUUUGUUCGCUGUUAGCCACAUUAGCAGAAUUCGUGGCUGAACUGUUGCUUCAAAACUAAAAUUUUAAACGUUUCAAUCCAGAUUUUUGACAACUACAAACAUUUUACUGGUACAGAUGAACAGUUAAUACAUUUUCCGCCAUCAAGACUCCCAGUGUGAAGUAGCAAAAGUGGCUUCAGCGAUUGUGAUGGUCUUUAGCGUAUGUCUGUGUUUAUAAUGUGCUAUAAGAGGCUGAAUAGCUGCUCCUAGGUUAUUUAUUUCAGCUGAAUGAUUCCCACAUCUCAGGCAACGCAGCCAAGGAAGAACUAGAACACAUCAGAUGUUUACAUGCGCUGGACAAUUUAGCGCAAUCUGUUUUUUUGGGGUGUUUUUUGGUGACAGAAAUAAAAAAAAAAUCAGCAUUUCAUUCGACAGUGGUGCCUUGUAAAUUAUAUCAUUUUUUUUGUAUGGUCGGUGUAAAUAUU
Pygocentrus nattereri (red-bellied piranha) is the source of this 3817-nucleotide messenger RNA. It is a transcript of the gene mttp, whose product is annotated as microsomal triglyceride transfer protein. Gene Ontology annotation, cellular component: Golgi apparatus; basolateral plasma membrane; endoplasmic reticulum. The coding region runs from base 97 to 2757 and encodes 886 amino acids. The transcript is spliced from 18 exons. Lineage: Eukaryota; Metazoa; Chordata; Actinopteri; Characiformes; Serrasalmidae. Gene Ontology annotation, molecular function: lipid binding. The record is from RefSeq and is a predicted model, not a curated record. Gene Ontology annotation, biological process: lipid transport; lipoprotein metabolic process; cholesterol homeostasis.